AUGUCGCUACCAUACGGUCCACCAUAUCCGGUAUCACCUUUAAUAAGAGGAAUUAGAUUUGCCCUGCUAUUAGCAGGUAUUGUCUACGGUCGAAUAAAACAAGCUAAGUACGAAGACCUUGAAGAGACUUGGCGUGAAGAAGAAGCGAAGCGAAAGGUUGUACGUGAUAGAGAGCUUGCGAAAUUAAAAGAGAAAAUUGCCAAAGAAGAACGAGAAGUUGUUCGGCAGAUAGAAACUGGCGAGCUAUUUAGACCUGGUAAUAUUAUUACAAGAUUAUUAUAA
This is a messenger RNA of Parnassius apollo (apollo), 282 nucleotides long. NCBI's taxonomy places the organism in Eukaryota, Metazoa, Arthropoda, Insecta, Lepidoptera, Papilionidae. The record is from the annotation of a GenBank genome assembly.